GGCAACCCUAAGAAAAAAUUACCGAGUCACAGGGACAUUACUAAUUUCCGUUGAUGACAUUAGCGUUUCGCUGUGGGACGAUUCUCGUUGUUUGAUCUCAGUACGCAUUCGGUUGGUGAAGUUGUUUCUAUAGAUAGAAUUCAUUUCAAUCAUGAUUCAUUUUGUUCUUUCCAUAAGCCGCCAAGGAAAAGUUAGGUUGACAAAAUGGUAUUCACCUUACACACAGAGAGAAAGAACUAAGGUAAUACAAGAGCUUAGUGGGAUGAUUCUAACACGAGGCCCCAAGCUAUGCAACAUUGUCGAAUGGAGGGGAUUUAAAGUUGUUUAUAGGAGAUAUGCUGGUCUCUACUUUUGCAUGUGUGUUAACCACGAAGACAACGAAUUGGAGAUCCUUGAAAUUAUUCAGUAUUUUGUUGAGACCCUUAAUCGCUACUUUGGAAGUGUUUGUGAACUAGACUUGAUCUUCCAUUUUCAUCAGACUUAUUAUAUACUGGAUGAGAUCUUAAUAGCAGGCGAACUUCAGGAAUCAAGCAAGACAACAGUUCACCGACUAAUAGAUGCGCAGGCUGUACAGGAAUAGUGUUGUGGCGCGCACGCAUGUGUGUACUCUAAUCUAAACUAUAGUCUAUAGAUUUAUUACAACCACCUAGACGAUUGCAUACCGCUGAUCAGCAGGCUUCUCUGCUUUCCUUGACUGGUCUUCUGUUUGGUUGGUGUCAUCUUUGGAUUUGGAUGAUUCAACUUGAUUCUUCUUCACAGGAGACUCUUUAGACAAGAUCUUCUCAAGUAAAGUCUGUUAGCAUCUUUCUUUUUCUAUCCAUGGUCUGUGGAACAACAUC
This is a messenger RNA of Helianthus annuus (common sunflower), 839 nucleotides long. Its product is annotated as AP-1 complex subunit sigma-2. Gene Ontology annotation, molecular function: clathrin-cargo adaptor activity. Gene Ontology annotation, biological process: vesicle-mediated transport; intracellular protein transport. Bases 152 to 580 code for a protein of 142 amino acids. Gene Ontology annotation, cellular component: intracellular membrane-bounded organelle; AP-1 adaptor complex; membrane coat. The transcript has 8 exons. The record is from RefSeq and is a predicted model, not a curated record. Lineage: Eukaryota; Viridiplantae; Streptophyta; Magnoliopsida; Asterales; Asteraceae.